Molecule: messenger RNA, 2761 nt
Organism: Epinephelus fuscoguttatus (brown-marbled grouper)
Lineage: Eukaryota; Metazoa; Chordata; Actinopteri; Perciformes; Serranidae
Gene: rs1a
Product: retinoschisin 1a
Exons: 7
Coding region: 210-926 (238 amino acids)
Source: RefSeq, a predicted model, not a curated record
UCCCACUCUCUUGCACACACACACACACACACACACACGCAACCCAAAUCAUGUCAUAUAUCCGAUUGACCUCUCUGGCUUUGUUUUUUUCCGCAGAAUUUUUGACUUGACCCCUGCGGCUGUGCAGUGCUCUUCACACUGUGUGGUGGUCGUUGAUGGUGUUGAUGGUGGUGGGUGAACAGCUGUAGGAGGGGCUUUGUCAGAUAAGGAUGGCAUUAGGUUGGAAGAUGAGUCUCUACGCACAGCGUUUCCUGCUGGCCCUGCUCCUUCUGGGAGCUAACGUCUUCAUCAGCAGUCACGCUCAGGAGGUGGGAGUGUCUGAGGCGUGGACCAGCAGGUCUUGCAAAUGUGAGUGUGAAGAAGGAGCAACCCCGACUGAGUCUUCCUCCAUUGGGACUGGCUCUUCAAUGGUGCGAGGGACAGACUGCAUGCCAGAGUGUCCGUACCACAAGCCUCUGGGCUUCGAGGCCGGAUCGGUGAGUCCAGACCAGAUCACCUGCUCCAACCAGGACCAGUACACCGGCUGGUUCUCCUCGUGGCUCCCGAGCAAGGCCCGGCUCAACAGCCAAGGCUUUGGGUGUGCCUGGCUGUCUAAGUUCCAGGACAGCAGUCAGUGGCUGCAGAUCGACCUGAGGGAGGUGACGGUGGUGUCAGGGAUCCUCACCCAGGGCCGCUGUGACGCUGAGGAGUGGAUCACCAAGUACAGCGUUCAGUACCGCACAGACGAAAAACUCAACUGGAUCUAUUACAAAGACCAGACUGGAAACAACAGGGUGUUUUAUGGAAACUCUGACCGCUCCUCGUCUGUGCAGAACCUCCUACGGCCCCCCAUUGUUGCACGCUACAUCCGCAUCCUCCCCCUCGGAUGGCACACACGCAUCGCUCUGCGCCUGGAGCUGCUGCUCUGCAUGAGCAAAUGCAUCUGAACCUUCUUCUCCCCCACUGUCCCCAAGGCCUUCUCCUAAAACUUUAUCUACACCUAAAUCCUCCCUAUCGUCAGAGUGUGUGGUCUGUUACUAUAUCCACAGAGGUGGUUCCCUCCAGCUACACGUAUAAAACCACAGGGUGAACUCAAAAACAUUCUGUUACCAGAAUACAAACAAAACAGUUUGACUUAUGUGAUUUGAUUAAAAUGUUUGUUUGAUAUGCUCAACAAGCUUUCAUUCACUCCACUCUCCAUUGUCUGUGUUGAAGCGGUCUCACACUGCGGGCUUUAGUUUGCUGCGUUCUCAAUGGAUUGUUCCAUUUGCAAUGAAAUGGCAUAAAUUCAAUGCAAUAAUUAGACAUGGAGAGGGAGACGUAGCGUUGCUAAGGAGGUUGUAUCCAACGCUGUUCCAAAACAUUUGUGUUCUCCUCUGAAAUGCUGCCUGCUUCUCCUGAUAUUUUACAGUGAGCAGAGACCUCUCAGUCAGUCUCUUUAUUUUAGGAUAAAGCUGGUGAUAAUCUACAUGUCAAAUCCCACGAAAAGACCAAAACCAACAAUUAAAGGUCCAGUGUGUGGGAUUUAAUGGCUUCUGGCGGUGGGUUUGCAGAACUGAAACUUUUCCCGUGUGCCAAGUGUGUAGGAGAACUACGGUGGCUGUCAUGAAAGUGCAAAAAAACCCCAAAAAACACAAAAAAGUGAACUGCCCUCUCUAAAGCCAGUGUUUCAUUUGUCCAUUCUGGGCUACUGUAGAGCGAAAUGGCAGACAGUUGAUUUCAGGUGAUUAUAAACUAAUAAGAACAUAGUUAUGAAUAUUAUAUACCAUUUCUACCAAUAAAUGCCCCUAAAUCCUACACACUGGACCUUUCAAUAUCCCCACCAACAAGUGCAGCCAAUGUCUGAGUUAUAAUAUUACUUUAUUUUAGUAUUUAUUUUUACUUUUCCCCCAAACUAUUGGAAAGCACAUCAGUGAGCCAACUGUUACAGAAAUGCUAUGUUACUUUAAUACAAAGAACAUGGGCACUUUACGUUGUCCUGCUGCUCUAAACACUCAAUGGUUCAAUAUGUAUCAAAUGUGUAUUCAUCCGCAGCCGAAAAUAGUCCCCAACAAAUGCACUGUUUACUCCUGUUUGAGUAACAUUUGCUUAAAACUACAGUGCCCAGCUGUUUGGGGAAAUUACUUUGUCUCUUUUAGAUAACAUUUUAUUUGGACAGUCUGCCUACAGAGAGUUUGUCGAGUAUUUGUAACAUUUCAAUAGCAUGUUAGCUGAGAUUCAACAAUUCAACUGCUUUGCUUUAUUUUGUAGAUGUUUAAAAAAUUAUCUAUCGAGUAUAUGUGAACAAUUUAAGUUUAAAAAUCUGUAGUGAAUUGUCACAUAUACCCUUUAGAUAAAUAUCUACAGACAGAGCAAAACAGUAAAAUUGUGGAAAUAUUACAAAAUACUCAAUAAAUUAUGUGUAGGUGGACUAUCCAAAUAAACUGUUACUGCACUUUUUAAAAUAUAAAAUUGUAUUAUUGUAACCUGUUUUAAAAAUUAAAAUACAAUGUAUAAAAUAAAAUAACACAACCAAAAUUAAAUUAAAUUAAAUUAAAAUAAAUUAAAUUAAACAAAAUAAAACAAAAAGUGAUCAUCUUCAGUAUGCACAAAUAAGCUACCAAAUACUGAGAAAAGGGCCAACAGAUUGCUGAUUUUGGUUUCUAAUGGUAUUUGCUGAUAAUAAGAAAAAUGUGGGAAAAUACCAGACUUUUUCUUUAAAUACACGCUUGUGAUUUAACUUCACUUUUCUCGUUUUUGUCUUACCUCAGGUACAUUUUUACAGAUAUCACUCUUCAGUGCU